ACUGGGCGGUGUGUGUGUGAGUUGGAGGAAGAGCUGCUCUGACAGCUCGAUAAGCCAUACAUUUUGAGGCCAAUGUGCUGAAGUUUUCCGGGUCUGAGUUAGGGAAAGAGGAGGAAACAUCUACAUUUUCAGCGUCAAUGUCUCGUUAUGUCGGCCAAAUAACUGGAUUUUAUCGAGCUAUGUUUUGCUAAUCUAGAGCAGUCACUGCUGCAGAACACAAAAACAAAUGCGUCAUUUUCGCUUCAUUUAGGGACAGAAAGCUUUGUUUUUACUACGUUUUGUUUAUUUUAAGAGCACAUAUCGCAUGUUAAUGGUGAUUCAAUUAUUGAUACCACGAUGGCAGUGAAGGCUCGGGUAUUAUACGACUUCACUGCUGAGCCUGGCAACAAUGAGCUGUCUGUUCAAGAAGGAGAAAUACUCACGGUCACUAACCAGAAUGUAGGCGGUGGCUGGGUAGAAGCUCAGAAUUCCAGAGGAAAUGUAGGCCUCGUGCCUGAGGACUAUAUUGAGAUUAACCCUGGUUCCACACAAGCAUCAGCAACAAAGUACAUUGAUGCUCAGAAUCAAGGUUACAACAGCAGCUCAGCAAACACUCAGGGAGUUAACGGAAAUGAGGCUUGGACUGCCACGACGUGGUCCAACAACAACCCUACAGACAACUGGAACUAUGCUGAACAGGGACCAAUAGGCAAUAAUGGUUCUGUCUAUUCCUUUGAUGAGGAAUGGGACGAUGAUUCUGAUGAUGGAAAGUCAACAGUCGGUUAUGGAGGUUCACAGAUGGAAGAGGGCGGAACCAUGCAGCGGGGCGGGGGUCACUCUACUAUGAAAUUAUCUCUCAACAAGUUUCCAGGGUUCUCAAAGACCCCAAAUCCAGAGGUAUAUCUGCUUACAAAGAGCAUAGCUAAAGGAAAUGACAAACUGCCAAUUUAUGCAGGCGAGGUGGGCCCAGUAUGGUUGUAUCCACAAAUUCAGUUAGACUGUGUUGUGGCUGAUCCCAAAAAGGGGUCAAAAAUGUACGGCCUGAAGAGCUACAUCGAAUACCAGAUCACACCUAAUACUACAAACAGACCGGUCAACCACAGAUACAAACACUUUGACUGGUUAUAUGAGAGGCUCGUGGAGAAGUUUGCCUGUGCUCUGCCAAUCCCAUGUUUACCUGACAAACAAGUUACAGGCCGAUUUGAAGAGGAAUUUAUCAAAAUGCGCAUGGAACGCCUGCAGGGCUGGAUGUCCCGCAUGUGCCGGCAUCCGGUGAUCUCAAAUAGUGACGUUUUACAGCUCUUCCUUAACUACAGAGAUGAGAAGGAGUGGAAACUAGGGAAGCGGAAAGCAGAGAAAGAUGAAAUUGUGGGAGUGAAAAUCUUCUCCAACAUAGAUCCCGAGCUCCCGGAGUUAGAUCCUGGUCAAGUGGAGCAAAAGUAUGAAAUGUACAGCCAGUUUACUAGAUCUAUGGACAACAGUGUUAAAGAACUACUGGCUGUUGGGCAUCUUCACUGGAAGAGAUGUACAGGGCCAUUACAAAAGGAGUAUCGGCAGAUUGGAAAAGCAUUUCAGAACCUAUCAUCGGUUUUCAACACUAGUGCAUACCCAAGGGAAUCAACUCUGACGGAAGCAUUGAGCGCAACAGGAAAAACGUAUGAGGAAAUAGCAGAGCUCGUUGCAGGCCAGCCAAAAAAAGAUCUACACUUCCUGAUGGAGACAAACAACGAAUACAAGGGACUACUGGGCUGUUUCCCUGACACAAUAGCAGUUCACAAGGCUGCCAUUGAUAAAGUAAAAGAGGCUGAUCAUUUGGUGACAAUGAAUAAGAUUAGCCAACAAGAUAAACAUAUUAUGGAAAAGAACCUCAGCACAAUGUCUUACGCAUUGCAAGCGGAGAUGAAUCACUUCCAUAGCAACCGUAUCUAUGACUACAACAGACUCAUGCAGUUCUACCUGGAGGAACAGGUGAAAUUCUAUGAAACGAUUGCUGAAAAGCUGAGGAAAGCGCUUGGUCAAUAUACCACCAUAUGAGGACUCGCUCUAAACUGUGGAACUUCAAAAAUGGAUGCUGCUUUUGCUUUUUUUAACGCUAAAUCACAAUUAACCAUCUUGUUUCCACAAAAUUCUGUAUUGUUGCAUUGUAUCAUAUAGAAAAUAUAGGUUAUAAGGGAACAAACAAUGUAAGAUGUGCAAAUCAUCAUUCACCAAAUAUUUUGUUCACAGAAACAAGUGAAAUACAAAUCUUAUUUGUUACUUAAGCUAAUGUAACACUCCCCGAUGUUAAAAGAAUAGUUCAUGCAAAAACGAAAAAUUUCAAAAAAUUGGCUUUCAAGGUGUAGAUGAGUUUGUUUAUUACAGUAAAUCACUUGCUUUUACUUCACAAGACAUUAAUUGAUGGACUGGAGUCCAUUUUUGAAUUAUUGUGAUGUUUUUAUCAGCUGUUUGGACUCUUGUUCUGACGGCACCCAUUCACUACAGAAGAUCCAUUGGUGGACAAGCGAUAUAAGGCUAAAUUUCUCCAAAUCUGUUUCAAUAUAGAAACAAACUCAUCUACAUCUUGGAUGGCCUGAUGGUGUACAUUUUCAGCUAAUUUUCAUUUAUGAGUGAACUAUUCCUUUAAGACAUUUAAUUUUCUCUGUGUCAAUUGAGGUCUCUCAGGGACUCGUUCACUUAGACUGGGCCUUCUAAACCAAAUGAGUUUAUUAACAUCUUAAAUUGGCUGACAUGAUUUUAUUUUCUUGUAGUACAGUAUGUGAAAUUAAAUAUGUCCGGUAUUUAGAAGUGGUAUGUAUUGAAUAAAAGCAAUAAGGACAUUGUCUUUUACCUGUGGUCAAAUGCUCUAUGCAAAACAAAACUAAAAAUGUCUCUUCGUCAUGCUCUGUGUAUAAAAUGUGUUUUUAUCUAGCCCUCCAGUGUGUAAUGAAUCUGUCUUUAUACCUUU
Molecule: messenger RNA, 2923 nt
Organism: Carassius carassius (crucian carp)
Lineage: Eukaryota; Metazoa; Chordata; Actinopteri; Cypriniformes; Cyprinidae
Gene: snx9a
Product: sorting nexin 9a
Exons: 18
Coding region: 337-2013 (558 amino acids)
Biological process (GO): plasma membrane tubulation; endocytosis; endosomal transport
Cellular component (GO): cytoplasmic vesicle; plasma membrane
Molecular function (GO): protein binding; phosphatidylinositol binding
Source: RefSeq, a predicted model, not a curated record